CCCGGCUGCUGUUGACACGGAGCCUUGCAGGGCGCUCUGCCGCUGGGAGCAGAACGGGGUCAGGUUGCUGUAACCUUACCACCGGGGGUCCUCUCAGUGCCCAGAGGUUCCUUGCUGCAGUGUGUUACUGAGCCUGUGACUGGCCCCUGCCUGGGGAUCGAGUUCUCAAGAUGGAAGACAAGAAGAAGAAGAGGAGUCCGAAGCCUGGCUUAGCUCAGCCUGUGUCGUCCAGCGCUCUGCGCAAGCUGCCCGUCCCCACCAGCAAAAGCACCACCUUCUCUCUGGGGCUGCCUCACCUGCCCUCACCAAAGCAACGGGCCAAAUUCAAAAGGGUGAACAAGGAGAAAUCUCGUCUGCCUCAGCCUGGGGGCAGUGGGGGCGCAGCACUGGGGGCCCCUCUGCAGCAUUCCUUCCUGACCGAUGUCUCGGACGUUUACGAGAUGGAGGGUGGGCUGCUGAACCUGCUCAAUGACUUCCACUCGGGCAAACUGCAGGCCUUUGGGAAGGAGUGCUCCUUCGAGCAGCUGGAGCACGUCCGGGAGAUGCAGGAGAAGCUGGCGCGCCUGCACUUCAGCCUGGAUGUCUAUGUGGAGGAGCUCUCUGAGGACCAGAAGAAGACGGUGGCAGAUAGUAACCUAGAUCAGCUGCUGACUAAUUUGGAAGAGCUCAGCAACUCCAUCCAAAAGCUGCACCUAGCGGAGAAUCCAGACCUGGAGGACGCUGCCGCUGCCACUGCCUAGCUGAAAAGGCUGCUUGGUCCCUCCAUGGGCAGCAUUGAGGAUUCUGGAGCCAAGGGAAAGCUGCACCAGUUUGAAUCUCUGUCAUGGCCACUUCUGAACUGUACAGAAAUGUAGGAGUAUAAAAGGAAGGACACCCCUAAGAGAUGGGGUUUGGGAGUGGGCUGGGGGAGGGGCAUGUUGUCUAAUAAUUUUGUAUCAAAAUCCAGGAUUUUUAGAGCAUCCGAAAAGGCCAAACACUGUCAAGGUAACUUGAAAAGUAAACCAGAAAAUCGUAGAGGAAAGACUGGGAAUCAGCAGUGCUGGGUUCUCUCUCUCCUGAUCUGUUCCCAGCUCACCAUGUGACCUUGGCCAAGUCGCUGCACCUCUCUGUGCCUGAGUUUUCUCUCCCCCCCCACCUUCUUUUUAAAAAUGGGGUUAAUGAUACUUGAGCAACCUUGUAUAAAGCUCUUUGAGAUUCCUGGAUAAAAGGUGCCAUAGCAAACAAAGUAUUGUUAAUAGGAGAUAGAACAUUUCAUUUUCAGGCGGUUGGUUCCACUCUGAUUCAGUUUGGACCAUUCAAGGGGCUGUGAGGGAAAUGAGUUUGGUGGGUUUCAGUCUGGUUCCUAAUGGACAAACAGCUACAUCACAAAACCUGCUGCUGUAACUGGCUUCCUUGUUGACAGUCCUCCCAACAGAAUAAUCAAGGCCUGAAAAGCCAUGAAGAUUGAACUCCCCUCUUUCCUCGCUCCCAGACCUUGUCUUUCUAAGGCAGGUUUGUGAAACAGUGGAAGAAUACAGCUGCUAGCUGUGCAGGAGCUGCAGAGGCAUUUAAAAUAUCUCUGGCUCCAGCCCUGUUGAUCUGGCAGUUGUCACCAGCAUGAAACUAACUGAAAUGUAAACACAGCAGCAGCAACCAAGAAAAGUGCAGUAAAGGCUUUUGUUGGUUUAGCUUCCGCCUGUUCUACAGUGCAGCUGCCAGCCCAGAACUGAAACCACCAGGAGAAGUGUGAUCACUUGAAAUGAAACAGAGGUUUUUGGGGCUAGCACAAAAAUUUCUGCUAAUAGUGUAACAAGUCAUUCACCGCUGCUGCUGUCUGAUCCUUUUCCUCCAACAUUUUUUAAUGGUUGAAUUUUUGCACUGAUAAAAAUUUUUAUAUUGAGGCCUAUAACUACCCCUCUUGCAAAAUACCCUGGGCUUUUUGUGGAAAUUCUUUCUAUGUGGGCUGGGUAAUAUUUCCAUUCCAAAAAGGAUAGAAAUGAUGACUUUGCUGGACCAGACAUCAAAAGUAAGAAGAGAGUUUAAACAAUUACAAUUUCUACACUUACACACACAUCCAGUCUUAAACAUCUAAGCUGCUUCAAUUUGACACUGAAGGUGAAUAUGAGUGUAUGUUUACGUGUCAGAAUGUUUUCUAGUAGUAGAAUGUAGCAC
Messenger RNA from Terrapene triunguis (Three-toed box turtle), 2151 nucleotides. It is a transcript of the gene CCDC28B, whose product is annotated as coiled-coil domain containing 28B. Lineage: Eukaryota; Metazoa; Chordata; Testudines; Emydidae. The coding region runs from base 171 to 740 and encodes 189 amino acids. The record is from RefSeq and is a predicted model, not a curated record. The transcript has 6 exons.